UCAAAUAAGCUGCGCUCAACGGUCAAUAAAUAAUUAUUGUGUAACCAGUCGUUCAGUCGUCGUCACGUUUCACCGAGGUUCGGAUUGGCUUUUUACCAGCUGCUGCUGCAGGUAUCCGACGGUCAACCGGCCACUGAUAAAAAAACCAAAGUGAUAAUAAUUAUCCGUCGUCGGUCCGCUAAAAACGGCGACACAGCUAUAAUUGCUGCUAACGUCUCGCCGCUACGUACCCGGCAGCGCCAUCUCCCGGACAACACCGUCGUCGACCGACGGACAAGCUUCUCACAGAUAGCGGAAACACUCCGGACUUCGCCCACCGCCCGACGCGCGACGUCGGCGACUCCCGACUUGCCGAUUACCAAGACACUGGACGCCGUCAUGGGCCUGUUGUUCCGCCGCUUGUUGCCGUCAACAACUGUCGUCGUUUCUUCGUCGUUGAUCUUUCAGAGCAAAAGUCUUAGUAACACAGCGAACAAAAUGGCCGAAGAUUGGAAGAAUGCCAAAUCAGUUUAUGAUUUUACGGUAAAGGACAUCAAGGGAGAAGAUGUAUCAUUGGAAAAAUACAAAGGUUGUGUAUUGAUCAUUGUAAACGUAGCAUCUAAAUGUGGUUAUACAUCUAAGCAUUACAAAGAGUUAGUUGAGCUAGAUGAGAAGUAUCGUGACAAAGGGUUAAAAAUUCUCGGUUUUCCAUGUAAUCAAUUUGGAGGCCAGGAACCUGGUGAUUCUGAAAAUAUUUGCAGCUUUACUGCAAAACGAAAUGUUAAAUUUGACAUAUUUGAAAAAGUUGAUGUCAAUGGCAAUGAUGCACAUCCAUUAUGGAAAUAUUUGAAAUCAAAACAAGGCGGUUUAUUGAUUGAUUCUAUUAAAUGGAAUUUCACCAAAUUCAUUGUUGACAAAAACGGACAACCUGUUGAAAGGCAUGCUGCUAAUGUUAGCCCUUUGGGUUUGGAGAAGAAUUUGGAAAAAUAUUUGUAAAAGCUUCUAUGAUCAAAAUAAUAAUAUAAUCUUUCAUAUCUCAAUUUUAUUCUAUUUAAGUGAUUCAAUUUGUUUU
Molecule: messenger RNA, 1051 nt
Organism: Myzus persicae (green peach aphid)
Lineage: Eukaryota; Metazoa; Arthropoda; Insecta; Hemiptera; Aphididae
Product: probable phospholipid hydroperoxide glutathione peroxidase
Exons: 7
Coding region: 379-975 (198 amino acids)
Biological process (GO): response to oxidative stress
Molecular function (GO): glutathione peroxidase activity
Source: RefSeq, a predicted model, not a curated record